Messenger RNA from Physella acuta, 6876 nucleotides. RefSeq names its product ribonuclease 3. Gene Ontology annotation, molecular function: ribonuclease III activity; RNA binding. Lineage: Eukaryota; Metazoa; Mollusca; Gastropoda; Physidae. Gene Ontology annotation, biological process: primary miRNA processing; rRNA processing; pre-miRNA processing. Gene Ontology annotation, cellular component: nucleus; microprocessor complex. The record is from RefSeq and is a predicted model, not a curated record.
CCUGAACCUCUAAAAUUUUACAAAAAAACAAACAAGAUGGCUGGUAAAGUAAAUGUCUAAAUGAGCUUGGUUGCAUCUGAUGAAAACAUCGCUAGUCUUUAUUUUUUCUAGAUAUUAUUUAUUAGGCUUACUGAAAAGCUUAAAACAAUUGCUCAAACACAGAUUCAUGCAGAUAAUGCUAAUGUUAUAAAAAUGGCAUAGAUGGCAGGCAGAGGAGAUCCCAACAAUAUUCCAGCUACUCUGCACUCACAAAAAAUUACUAUGCAGAAGCAGCAUUUUACAACGCAAAAUCAAUUUCAGAAUCAACAGUCAGUUCACAGUCAGCCACCUGAGAUACUGGUAGCAAUGCAAGAUUUGCAGAAGAAAACAUUUCAGCUUCCACAGACACAUAAUCAGCAACAUCAGUAUCAAGCUCCACAUUUUCAACAAAGUCAACAUACAGAAUUACAGCAGUUUGCUUUUCAAAGAUUCAUACAAAACCCAAACAUUAGAUAUCCAAACUCCACUUCAAGAAUGACAGCUCAAACUCAUUUAAAUAAUAGGCAUACAUUUCAGGGCCCCAGAUUUCCAAUGUCUUUUCCUCCUAUGAACAAUAAUCCUAGUAGUUUUACAAGACCUAUUAUGAACUGUGGAACACCUCAGACCAAUACUUUUUUCUGUAACUCACAACCUCAUCACAGUAUGCUUAUGAAUUCGUCAACUUCCAAUGUGUUUUUAAUGAACCCAUUUGCAAACCAGCCAGCUCCACUAUUGCUUGAAAAAAAUUAUGAUGCCAAAUUUACUAACAAUACUAACAUAAAGGGAAGUAACACAAACACUGGAAGUAAUUUUAAUCAAAGUGGGAACUUCAAUAACAGAAAUUUAAAUAUCUCCUCAAACCUUAACUGUAACUUUUCCAAUUCAGAAAUGUUUGAAAUACAUGUACCUCGGUCUAAUGAAACAGAUACAUCUGGUAUGAAUUUAGGAAAAGCUGAGAAUAUUAGUUUGAAGAUGAAUGAUUUCUCAGGAAAUAGAUUGAAGCCAGGUAGCAUUUCAUAUCAUCCCAGACAGCAAGGAACUCAAAUGUCAAACUUUGCAGAUGGUGCCUAUGAAAGGUACUCAGAAGCAAACAAAUAUGAAACACAGAAAAAAACCACUUUUCCUCCAAGGAAUGAUGAAUCAACUACAAAUAAAAAAAGAGACUUGGAGGGGAAAACAAGUGAAUUAAUGUUAAAUGAUAAUAGCAAAGUUGAUAAUACAACUGGGUCAAAAUCUUUUUUUAGUGGACAACAUUCAGCAAGACCAAAGCUAAACCCAAAAGCACCACAAAGAGAAAACUCAACAUACUAUAGCAGAGAUCAUGACAGCAUUAGAAAAAGAGAUAGUUUCGUGUCAGCUUCCCAAGAUCGCAGAAAUAGAACAAGCAGGACCUUAGGCAAGAGUAGUUAUUCUAAGAGAGAAUAUAGAUCAUCUUCACAUAGGGAAAUGCAUGCACAUUCUCGUUCAAGACUUAGAUCAUCAACUUCACCCAGCAAUUCACGUUCACGUCACAUAAGAGAGAAGUCAUUUGAGCAUAAAAAUAUUCCUGUUUCCUUAGGGUUCAGCUUAGGUUCAGUUUCUAGCCAACUAAGUCAGUAUCGUCAAGAUUUGCUUAAAAGUGAAAAAAAUGAUAAAAUUGAUACUGCAUUACCACUAAAGAGACCUAAGCUGGAUGUUAGUGAUCAUGGUUCUGAUGAGGAAUUGGCAACUUCUGACAACAUUAAUUAUUUUACUCGAAGUUGUCCUGCAGAUUUAUAUUUUAUAAGAAAUUCAGAAACUGGUAACAUGGAGGCUACUCCUAGAAUGAUUGAAUUAGAAAAUAAAUUUGAAAGUGAAAUAGUUAAAAGAUCACAAAAAUUUGUGAGCACUCAAGACAAAAUUGAGGAGCCAUCGCAUCAACCUCCAACUCACCAUCAUCACCAUCAUUGCACUGGCACUAAAUCCUCAUGUGACAGCUCCUCCUCUUCCUCUUCUGAUGAGGAUGAUGAGGAUGAUGGUGCUGUUAGUCAAAUAAUGGAAGAAUGGGACAAAAGAAAAAAACAUCCUUAUAGUCUUCAUCCAGAGCUGUGGUACAAUUUAAAAGGACAGGCCAACGAUGGACCGCUAUGCAGGUGCAGUAUUAAAUCAAGACAGUCAGGUAUUCGGCAUGACAUAUAUCCAGGAGAAAAGGCUAUUAAUGUAUGCAAAGAUGAAAGUAACAAUCUGAGAGAUUUGUAUCACUAUCGAAUAACUAUGUCGCCAUACACAAACUUUCUUACAAAGGUGCCUACCCUAAUCAAUCAUGACAAUCAUGAGUACAUCUUUGAAGGAUUCUCAAUGUUCAGUCAUAGCAAACUUGAAAAUAUUCCACCAUGUAAACUUCUGCGUUUUAACAUUGAGUACACAAUCCACUUUAUCCCUGAAUCUGCUCCUGAGAACUUCACUGUGCGCAGUAUAAAUUUAUUCAACACGUUUAUAUUUUCUGAAAUUUUGGAACUAGUUGAUUUGGACUGGACUGGUCAAGAAGGGGGAUGCAAUCGUUUUCACUUUAUGCCAAGGUUUUGUCGAACUCUUCCUGAUUCUGGAUGUAAAGAAGUACUUUCUAUGAAUACUGUACUUAGCUUUUUAAUCAAAAGUGCUUCACCUCUUGUUGAAGAGUCAAGACUCCAAGAAAUCAUGGAUUGUGGUGAAAGUGAAUGGCACAAUAUGGUUGACAAUUUAAGAGGCAUGAUUGUCACAAAUCCAGGCAUGAAACCAAGCUCAGUUCGCAUUGACCAGCUGGACAGAAAAGUUACUACACCACAAAUUAAAUUGGACAGUUUCGUUGAAAGUGAUGAUGAAGAAAAGGGUAAUAAACCAGAUAAAACAACUACACAAGAGGAAGAUAUACAAAAUGAUCUACCCAAGUACCCACUAAUUAUUCAUCAGGGUUAUAGACCAGCACAACUGAGCUAUGCUGGUGACCCAGUCUACCGUAAGGCAUGGAAACAAUAUGUAAAAUUCCGUCACCUCUUAAAUAGCAAACCUAAAAUAUUACCAGCAGACAAACUGAAGCUAAAAGAACAGGAAGAAAAGCUUAGGGAAAUUAGAAUGAAGAAAACGAUGAAAAGAGAAGUAACAAUAGAGCUAAGCAGCAAAGGUUUCCUUUGUACUGGAUUACGAGCCGAUUUGUGUCAACAUGCUUUGAUGGUUCCAGUUUUAAUGAGUCACCUACGAUUUCACAUUUGCCUAGACAUACUUGAAGAUAAAAUUGAGUACAAAUUUGCAGAUAGAAAUUUACUUCAGUUGUCACUGACACACACAUCUUAUCGUACCAAUUAUGGUACAAAUCCAGACCACACACGCAACUCUUUGACAAACUGUGGUAUGAGGCAGGUUGAAUAUGGUGAUAGACGUAUUCAUUAUCAAAACACAAGAAAAAGAGGAAUAUGCAUACUUGUAGACAUUAUGUCACGUCUUGGAAAACAAGAAGAAACAGCAUCAGAAAUUCCACACAAUGAGAGGCUUGAAUUCUUGGGUGAUGCUGUGAUUGAGUUUUUAACAAGUGUUCAUCUUUUUUAUAUGUUCCCAUGGUUAGAGGAAGGAGGUCUUACAACUUAUAGAAUGGCCCUAGUUCAAAAUCAACACCUAGCUGUUUUAGCUAAAAAGUUAAAACUACAUGAUUACAUGUUGUACGUCCAUGGCCCUGAUCUAUGUCAUGAAUCUGAUCUUCGUCAUGCUAUGGCAAACUGUUGCGAAGCUUUAAUGGGUGCUUUAUUUUUGGAUGGAGGUAUAGAUGUGGUUGAUAAAAUUUUCUCACGUGCAUUAUUUGAUGAUGAUCAAAUACUUCUCCAUACAUGGAAUGACCUGCCCAAGCAUGUGUUACAGCAGCAAGAACCAGGUGGUGAUAGGCGAUGGGUUAAGUCAAGUCCUAUUUUGCAGAAGCUUGAGAAGUUUGAAGAAUCAAUUGGAAUUCGUUUUAAUCAUAUUCGGCUUUUAGCUAAAGCUUUUACACACAGAAAUAUUGGAACAAAUCCUCUUACUAUGGGCCAUAAUCAGAGGUUAGAGUUUUUAGGAGAUACAGUAUUACAGCUCAUAGCGUCUGAGUAUCUGUAUAAACAUUAUCCUGAGCACCACGAAGGUCACUUGUCUCUUCUUCGGUCAUCAUUAGUAAACAGUCGGACGCAAGGUCUUGUUUAUGAUGACUUAGGAAUGUCAGAAUAUGUUAUAUUCAAUGAGAAUGCUAUCAGUGAUGGUUUGGAUAUGAAGACUAAACAGAGAGCUGAUAUUCUGGAGUCUUUUGUUGGCGCUCUUUUUGUGGAUAAAGAUUUGGACUACUGUAGAACUUUCUGUAAUGUUUGUUUCUUUCCAAGAUUAAAGGAUUUCAUUUUGAAUCAAGAUUGGAAUGACCCGAAAUCACAGUUGCAGCAAUGUUGCUUGACUCUUCGAGAAGUUGGAGGAGGAGAACCUGACAUUCCUGUAUACAAGGUGAUAGAAUCCAUUGGCCCCACAAAUACACGCAAAUAUGUUGUAGCUGUGUAUUUCCGGGGUAAACGUCUAGCUAGAGGUACAGGUCACAGUAUUCAACAAGCAGAAAUGGCUGCUGCUACACAGGCUCUAAAAAAACGUGCAGAGUUGUUUCCAAUUUUACAACAUCAACGUAGAUUCCUAGAGCGAAUGAAAAAUGGAGAACGAAUAAAAGAAGAUGAUGAACCAGAGGCUGGGAAAAAAUCAAGAAGAGUAAAACUGAGCCGUAGAAAAAGUAGUGGGAAAAGACACGCUAAUAUUUAGAAUGCAAGUUUUAAAUAAUUUGUAUCAGCUCUUCUGUAAAUGUAAUGGAAUCAUUUGUUUUUAUAGUUUAUUGUAUUUUUGUUGAGCUAGAUUUAUGUUUUUAACACUAAUUUCAUUUACUUAUGAUACUUGUAUUUGUAUAAUAAGUUAUAAAAUACUUCCUUGGUCUUUAUAUUCAUGGAUGUUACUUUUCUGAAUUUUGGCAAAUAUCCUACUUUUUCAGAAUCCUUAUUUUCAGUACAAUUUUUUUCUGAUGAUAGUUUCAUUUGUAUUAUUUCUUUAAAUUUAGGGAAAAAAUGUUGCCAUUUAAAAGAAUAAAAUUUACAUCAAUGACAUAUUAUACAUUGAUGUGUAAACUAAUGUUAAAUCACAGUGUCCCCCACUCCCUACCCUCUCUUUUAAUUGCUGAUAAGGUUUCUCUAGAUCUAUGUGCAUUGAAUAUUUUAGGCCCAAAUAAAGUUUUCUUUCCUAUAUAGGUUGGAUAAGUCUGGGAUACUCUCAAGAGUAGACCUAGAUCAGUAAAUUGAUUAAUUAUAAUGUUUUAAAUUAUUUAACUGUCUUUAUAGAUUGAUGGUAUUUUAGUAAGCAUUGAAUCAAAAGUAAAAGUGCAAAUAGAAAAGUCACAUAUUAAAUGAGAUUAAUGUUUUAUUGUGAAAUAAAAAAAUAUUUUGUUAAAUUUUUUUUAUUUAUACAGGAUAAAUUGUAAAAAAAUAAUUUUUUUAUUAAAUAAAGAUAGUAAAGAGAUUUUCUAUAUUAAGCUUUUAAGUAGUACAGCAACAUAUUGAAGCAGCUAAAAUGUAGUGACUUUGAUGUGACAAAAAUUUCUUAUCUUCACAUUGCUAGGAUUAAUUUAGCACUGUUCAUUUUUUGUGUGGAUUUAAUCUCAAUUUGUCAGUUUAAUUUUUAAAAAAACAACACUAUUUUUAUACGCCUAUGGGGUUGUUCAUAAAUGAUGUCACACUCGUAGGGGGAGUGGGUUCCAUAAUUUUGUGAAGGUGUGUGAUGAGGGGGGGGGGUUCAGAUGGUGUGACGUCACACUUUUGUAUUUAAAAAAGCAAUUUCAAGCAAAUUGUAAAAUGAAUUGAUUAAAAUACUCAAUGUUUCAGACAAGAUUUUGACAAAAUAUCGAUUUUUAAAGAAAAAUUCAACUGCAAUCUUGAGAGGGGGUGGGGGGAGGUGUGUUGUAGGCUAAGGUGUGACAUCAUUUUAGGGGAAGGGUCUGGAUUUUUGUGACGAUGUGUGAUGGAGGGGAGGUAAAAAUCGUCAAAACAAGUGUACUCAAUGGUCUUUUAAAGUCCUUUAUAUGUUAGCAUUGUAUUAUUAAGGAGAAUAGGUUCUUUUAGUCCUUACAAAAUGUUUAAGGGGGGGAGGGGGGCAUGAGACAGCUAGAAAAGCUAUUCUUUUCUUACAGAAAUUAAAAUAUUAAAUACAAGCAUUAGCUUAUUUGCCUAAAUUAAAUGUCAUUAUACUGUAAUUAAAUGAGAUUACAAAUGCUGGAUAAUUUUAUAAUAGUUCCAAAAUAUAUGUAAAAUGUCUGGAAUUCUUCCAAACAGUCUUUUAUUUUAUUUUCUAACCUGUACAGUGACUGUAAUUUUAAUGUAAUAAAAGUGGUUAUUUUAGAAAGGUGGAUUAUUAAUUAUUACAUCGUUUAAGGAUCUGGCUUUUUUUGUGACUGUGUGUGAGUAUAAAAUCUCCUUAAAUUUAUGUCACAUACAACCUCUUCUCCCAGCUGCUUACUAAAUGUAUAAAAUGAAUUACUGCUACUGUAUGUGCCAAUCAAGAUGACAAGUUUAUUGAAUAAUUAAAGCAAGAAACUCAUGUUAAUGAUAUUGUGAUGUACAUGAGAGUGCAGAUGUUAAAUUAUCAGUUUGCAGGAAAGUUAUAAAAGGAAUGUAGGAAACCAGAAAAAAAGUCACAAAUAUGUAUUUGCAUGGAAUUUGUUAAUACUUUUAUGUAUUAAAUAUUCAGAAAGUGCAAAUCAGCUUACCAUAAAUUAAAUGUAACUAGACUACCAGUCAGUUAUCUAGUUAGAUAACUGUGGGUUUGGGGGUCAUCCAUAGAUAACAUCAAGUCUGUCACUUAUCACAAAAUAACGAGACCCCCACUCAA